This is a messenger RNA of Micromonas commoda, 938 nucleotides long. RefSeq lists its product with no specific name. Lineage: Eukaryota; Viridiplantae; Chlorophyta; Mamiellophyceae; Mamiellales; Mamiellaceae. The record is from RefSeq and is a predicted model, not a curated record. Gene Ontology annotation, biological process: tRNA modification. The transcript is spliced from 2 exons. Gene Ontology annotation, molecular function: RNA binding. The coding region runs from base 1 to 828 and encodes 275 amino acids.
AUGAGCUACCACCUCAACAACGGCGUUCCCCUGCAGCUCGACGGCAACGACACCGCGCCGCCCCCGCUUCCGCCCUGGCUUAAGGGCUUCCUCGUGACGUCCAAGAAGCGCGAGGACGUCGCCGCGGCGGGAAGGGAGAUCGCCAACCUGUGCAACGACCUCUUCUUCAAACUCGCCUACGACGACCUCGGCGUCCCCGCGAGCAUGGUCAAGCCCGGGGAGACCGAGGUCCCUUACGAUUUCGCCGAGCCCUUGCUCAUCCCGGGGUGCCCCGGCAGCGUGUUCGUCGCGCUCAGGCCCGACAACAACACCGUCAACGUUCGCAUGAUCGCCGAAGACCUCAUCGAGGAGGCGGACAAAGUCGGCGCCGCGGGAUGGACCAAGACCAGCCACGUUCAGAGGCUCAUCCCCGUCGAACGCGUCGCCCCCGAGGCGGACCUCGACCGGCUCGCCGCUACAAUCAUCGACGAGCACUUCCCCCGAGUCCGAGCCACCGACGACGUCAAGCCCGGGCACAAGCUCCCCACGUUCCGCGUGCACUACGAGGAACACAGCGCCGCGCUGCACCUGCACAAGAUCGACGUGGAGAAGAAGGUCGCGGACAUGGUCCCGUCCGAUUACGAGGUUAACCUGAACGAUCCGACGCUCACCAUCCUCGUCUCCGUCGCCGGCGGCUCGUGCAUGAUGAGCGUCGUGAAAGGGUACGCGUCGCACGAGAAAUUUCACCACUUUCACAUCCACUCCGCAUCGGACCUGUCCCCGAAGAAGGGGACGGGGAUGCCGGCGUCGUCGGUGUGGACGCAGCCCGGACGCGCGCAGGCGGCGUGAACGCCUCCGCGAGCGAGCGAUAAAGCCGAUGGGUCGACCGAGAAACGUCGCUUCUGACGGCGUUGUACGUGUGCGUGUAAGAGUUUACGUGAAUGAAUGAGUUAAACGUU